AUGGUUUCAAAAUCUCAAAGUAAGGAUUCUCAAGCAUCAAAAGGUCAAGGCAAGGACAUUGCAUUUUCAAAGGCACAAUCUCUUCCAAGCAAUCCCCCAAAGAAGAUGAGAUUUACUUCAUCUUCCGAGAAAGACCCAAGCUCUGCGACAUUUGAUGAAGUGACGAAAUCUACUCGCGGUAUCAACACAAUGAGCCGUGUUGUAAAGAGGAAAAUCCAGAAGAUUAAGCAUGUGGUUGAGUACAAUAAAAGUGGCAGACCACAUGGCAAGGCUGCUAUGGAGAUGCAGAGUUACAUUGGUGUUUUGGCACGCACCAGAGUCCCUCUUGUGGACAAGAAAUGGACUCAAUUGCCUAAGGACCUGAAGGAGCAGAUUUGGGAAGCUGUUCAAAUGGCUUAUGUUGUUGGGGAAGGGGGCAAGAAGAUGGUGUUGUCAUCUGCCACCAAAAAAUGGAAGGAUUUUAAGUCUACCUUAACUAGGCAGUUUAUCCUUCCAUUCGCAAAUGAGAAGGAGAAGUUAAAAGAGCCCCCUCAGCUUUAUAACUUCAUAGAGAAAUCUGAAUGA
This is a messenger RNA of Prunus armeniaca (apricot), 564 nucleotides long. The record is from the annotation of a GenBank genome assembly. Lineage: Eukaryota; Viridiplantae; Streptophyta; Magnoliopsida; Rosales; Rosaceae.